Messenger RNA from Dothidotthia symphoricarpi CBS 119687, 2540 nucleotides. RefSeq lists its product as uncharacterized. Gene Ontology annotation, biological process: regulation of DNA-templated transcription. The coding region runs from base 1 to 2388 and encodes 795 amino acids. Gene Ontology annotation, molecular function: DNA-binding transcription factor activity, RNA polymerase II-specific; zinc ion binding. The record is from RefSeq and is a predicted model, not a curated record. Lineage: Eukaryota; Fungi; Ascomycota; Dothideomycetes; Pleosporales; Dothidotthiaceae. The transcript is spliced from 2 exons.
AUGGUCGACAACGACAUGCCGCCGCGACCAGAGACUGAGUUUGACUUCAGUCUUCCUCAUGGUCUCGAGGCUGGAGAAGAUGCAUCGAACGAUGACCAGAAUGACCGCGACUCUCUCCACGAUCUGUUCAACAGUCCCGAACCCGACAACGACAACGAGCACAACAAGAUUGACCACAACGAUCAUGACCUCAAUCCCGAAAAUCGGAAUAAUGACCAGCAAGACUUGAAUUACUGCGCAUUCGCGAAAGGGUUCUCAGAUGACGAGGAUGGCGAUGAGACAUUUGAUGGCUCCUGGGCAGGCCAUCAGGCUAAGACGAGUUCCUCCAGGAACAAGAAAUCGCCAAGGCGCUCAGAGACUGAUGAUGCUGACGACGAGGAGUCUCCGAGAAUGAAGAAACCUCGUCAGUCACUGUUUGGCGGUCCAGAUGAAGAGGUCGAAGAGGACGAGCCUGAUCGACGUGUUACAGAAGAUCAAUCAGGUCUUGAUGCACUGGAUACACCGGAACAAGGCAUCCGCAAUCGAAUAUCGAGUCUCAACCUCGAUCAGCAAGAAGAUGAAACGAUCCGACCGUUCAAUCUUGGCUUCGGUCUCGCGUCGUCCGACAGGGGAAGCAUCUCUCCUCGAUCUUCGCCAGCCCCAUCCGAAGGGAGUGUCAUCAUCCCACCAGACGAUCAGGUUCCCUAUGAACUGCGCAAGAACAUCGAUAGGAAAAAGACUACCACAUACCUGGACACCGACCAGACUGGCAAUUACGACCCGCUGCAAGAAGUCAAACAGAAGAUGCGUGCGCUGAACAAAGCCAGGACUGCAAAGAGAGGCAAGAAGAAGGGUAAAGAACGAGUGCCCAAGUUGCGCAUUCGAAAGCGGAUAAUCAAGUUUCACUUCGAAGUAUUUGGUAACGUCCUCAAUCUCACGAACGAAGAAGACAACUGGCCGGACAACUGGUCUGAACUCGAUUCUGAGUAUGAACGCGAAGCUCAAGAGCUCCGCAGCUUUUAUCGACGUAAUACACCUGGUGUGGUACAACAAGUUCCCAUUGUGGAUCCUGCGGGUUUGCUGCAAGAUCUGACAGGUCAUCCUGCAGCGCGUGGCUGUGUGUCUUGCCGCCUGAACGAGCAAACAUGCUCCAUGAGCGAAGAUGGCCCAUACCCUUGCUCUCGGUGUAUCGACGACAGGACUGAGUGCGAGCCUAUAUCCCCUCCCACUGUGAAAGGCCGUUGCAAGCGAUGCCGCAAAGACAACCAAGAGUCUUGCUCCUUCGAAGACAAUCCCGACCAAGCCCUCUGCGACUACUGCGCCGAGAACGAAUUUAUCUGCGAGGCUCUUCCACCAGAAGGCUACAAGGCUGACCGAGUAAGCCUAGACGCAGUCUUGUAUAGCUCUAACAGACCUCAUGCAACGUGCACAUCUUGCCGCCAGCAGAAGAAGAGGUGCAGUCUCAAGAAGAAACAUCACAAGCCGCCAUGCAAACAAUGCAAGAAAGACGGCACUGGUUGUACUUUCUACGAUCUGCCGAAGCAGGACGACUGGAGAAAGAAGCCUGGUAAAAUCGCUCCGGAAGUCUCGACGCCUGGUUCACAAUUCUUCACACCAGAAGACCUGGCAGACCUAAUGAUGAGGGAUGAAGAGAUGCCCUCCCGCGCAGUAACCCCAGACAUCGAGAUGGAAGAUGACGCAGGGCGCAAAGGGAGGCUCGGAAAAAUCAACACGUCCUUCGCCCAUCCAAUCCUGUUUAACGAAGUUGCUUUCGACGAAACAGCACAGCAGCCUUCUGACUGCAACUUCUGCGAACUCCCUAUCUUUGGCAUGAUUGGCCAUUUCGAGCGCGAGGUCCAUGUUAUCCAGUGGUAUAAUGGUCUUGGAUACACAGAAGUUGGCGGCGGGCACUGUUCGGACAAAGGACCAACGACUAUGUGCGUUAGUUGCACGACUAGUCGCUUGCAAAUUUUGGCUUGCCCAGCCCAUCAACUCACGCCGAUACGACACACCAACGAGCACCCCAGCUUUGACGAUGUGGCGGAGGAGCUUAUGUUCGCGGAGCCUGGUUCAAUAGCAAUGCAGUACCAGCUACAGCGUUGGUGCUCGAUGUGUUUCUCUGUUGCCACGUUCGGCUGUGCUUGUUCCCAGCCCUCUGUGUGUGGCGAAGAGGAAACAGAACUCUCAGGCUGUGGGUUGAGGCUCUGCGAUAGUUGCGAGAUUGCGUUGCGAGGGUUUGCAGGAGAUUUUGAUCGAAUGGCGGAGGAUAUGGAUAGGCAGUCGAAGAUUGCCGAAUUUGAUCAGCAGCAGGGUAGAAGCCUUGAAGGGGUAGCCAGGGCGGACGUUGGUUUCUUGAGACAGGAUGGCCUGCUUAUGAGGCAUAUCGGUGGUGAAGAUGGAGAGGACUGAGAGCUGGUGGAGUCCAUCAGCGACACGUCAAGUUGGAAUGAGGAUACUCAGUUUCUUUGAUGCUUUGGUCGGACUAGUAGGGCUAGUAUAUUCUUUUCGUGGCGAGACAGCGUACCCGUUCGUGAGUUUAGGGACUUUGGUUUAGGUAAUGC